AAUCCCUUUCCAUUUUUUUUCCAAUCUCAGGAGCUGUAAAAUUUAUAACAAUAUUCAUAUCUCAGCAAUUAAAAAAAUUGCAACUGAUUCUUAAUUUAUCGCCCAAUUGUAAGAAACAACUUUUCCAAUUUAUUUUUUAUUAUAAAGGGUCAUCUUCAUUUUUGUCUUGUUUCUAUUGAAAGCUUUGUCCUUUGAAUCCUACACCUUGAAAUUGUUAUUAUUUGUAUUUGAAGUUUCUGAUAAGAAACUAGAAUUUCAUCUGCAGAACAAAAAAAAAAAAGUAACCUCUGGGGUUUUCUUUCUUUUUAUUUUUAUUUUUAUUUUUUUGUGAAUCGAGAAUCGUUCAGCUAUGGUGUUUGAAAAGAAACCUAUCGCCUCUUCAUCUUCACAAAACUUGAAGUCUCCUUUACCCAGAGAAGACACGCCUCUUAUCGGUAAGGGGAAGCCGUUAUCAUCGAAAUCCAAGACCUUUGCCAAUGUUUUUAUAGCUAUAGUUGGCGCUGGGGUUCUGGGUUUGCCAUACGCCUUCAAGAGGACUGGAUGGGUCAUGGGUUUGCUCAUGCUUUUCUCGGUCGCCGGCUUGACCACCUACUGUAUGAUGCUUUUGGUUCACACCCGCCGGAAACUCGAGUCUUUUGACAAUGGUUUCGCCAAAGUUAAUUCUUUUGGCGAUCUGGGUUUCGCUGUUUGUGGUCACUUUGGCAGGUUUGUUGUGGAUGUACUUAUUAUUCUGUCUCAAGCUGGAUUCUGUGUUGGAUAUCUUAUAUUCAUCGGUAACACUCUAGCCAAUCUUUUCAAUGGUGAAGUAUCAAUGGUUUCAGGCUUAAGUUUGGCGAUUUCGGGUUUGUCAGCGAAGAGUUGGUAUAUUUGGGGAUGUUUUCCAUUUCAAUUGGCGGUGAAUUCAAUUCCAACAUUAACCCAUUUAGCUCCAUUGAGUAUUUUCGCUGAUAUUGUGGAUCUUGGGGCGAUGGGAGCGGUGUUUGUUGAGGAUGUGUCACUCAUCAUGAAGCAAAGCAACGAGAUUAUCGCUUUUGGGGGUCUCUCCGUGUUCUUCUACGGUAUGGGCGUUGCUGUUUAUGCGUUUGAAGGUAUUGGUAUGGUUUUUCCAAUUGAAUCUGAGAUGAAGGAAUCCAGGCACUUUGGCAAAAUAUUGGCACUGAGCAUGGGAUUGAUUUCUUUAAUGUAUGGAGCAUUUGGUGCACUUGGUUACUUUGCAUUUGGUCCAGAUACAAAAGACAUCAUUACUGCGAAUCUUGGUGCCGGCUGGAUCAGCGCUAUGGUUCAGAUAGGUCUUUGCGUUAACUUAUUUAUUUCUUUCCCAUUGAUGAUGAAUCCCGUUUAUGAGAUCGUAGAGAGGCGAUUUGGAGGAGGGAGGUACUGUUUGUGGCUGAGAUGGCUGCUGGUUUUGAUUGUAAGCUUGGUCGCUUUGUUCGUCCCAAAUUUUGCUGAUUUCUUGUCCUUGAUCGGAAGCAGUGUGUGCUGUGGUUUGGGGUUUGUAUUGCCUGCUUUAUUCCAUUUGUUGGUGUUCAAGGAAGAGUUGGGGUGGAAAGGAUGGACUGUGGAUGUCGGAAUUGUGACCUUGGGCCUUGUUCUUGGAGUUUCAGGAACAUGGUCUGCUCUUGUGGAGAUGUUCUCCGUAAAGGUGUAGGGAUACAGCGUCACAAAUAUCGUGACCUUGGGCUUUGUUCUUGGUGUUUUAGGAACUUGGUCUGCUCUCAUGGAGAUUUUUAUCUGUGAAAGCGUAUUGGUACAGUGUUGAAAUGAAGGUUAAGUUUCUGAACUGCUUCAUGAUAUACUGUCUACUUGUUUUCUUGAUCGUAUUUGUAAAAAUCGAUAUUUUAUAUUUAGAUUGAAAAAGGCGUGAUAUCCUCGACACAAGUAUGAGUCGUUGAUAGUCUAGUGUGGAACAUUUGUUUGGCUAUAUUGUCUAUGAUAUUACAUCUAUCUGCAAUGCAAGUUGUUUCCAAGAUUUGAUUGAUUGCUUAAA
Messenger RNA from Gossypium raimondii (Peruvian cotton), 1987 nucleotides. Its product is annotated as amino acid transporter AVT3B. The transcript has 2 exons. Gene Ontology annotation, biological process: amino acid transmembrane transport. Gene Ontology annotation, cellular component: vacuolar membrane. Bases 350 to 1648 code for a protein of 432 amino acids. Gene Ontology annotation, molecular function: amino acid transmembrane transporter activity. The record is from RefSeq and is a predicted model, not a curated record. Lineage: Eukaryota; Viridiplantae; Streptophyta; Magnoliopsida; Malvales; Malvaceae.